Molecule: messenger RNA, 7309 nt
Organism: Colossoma macropomum (tambaqui)
Lineage: Eukaryota; Metazoa; Chordata; Actinopteri; Characiformes; Serrasalmidae
Gene: epas1b
Product: endothelial PAS domain protein 1b
Exons: 16
Coding region: 329-2827 (832 amino acids)
Biological process (GO): regulation of transcription by RNA polymerase II; cellular response to hypoxia
Molecular function (GO): RNA polymerase II transcription regulatory region sequence-specific DNA binding; DNA-binding transcription factor activity, RNA polymerase II-specific; protein dimerization activity
Source: RefSeq, a predicted model, not a curated record
UGUGUGCGUGUGUGUGAGGUACAAAGUUCUUCCAGACUUUCAGCGCGAGCGGGGAAAGUGCGAGCGCGCUGCCUUCUGGACUGCGCGCGCCUGCGAGCUCGCUGGAUGUUUGUGUGAGCGGCUGUACGAUCCUCGGCAGUGUUUCUGAGACUGUAUAGCCGGAGGUUUUUCUGAUUUUCGCCUCGCAGUCGGACUUUAUUCUUCUCCGAGCGCAGAAAUCGAGGCUUCAGAUCUUGUUUGCUGAGUCGAAGCGGCGCCUUUAAACCUGUUGAUCUCGCUUCGCUCCCACCGAGGAACUCCAGCCACGACCGAGCGGAGCUGCGCAGAGAUGACGGCGGAGAAAGACAAGAAAAGGAGCACUUCAGAGCGGCGGAAGGAGAAGUCUCGAGACGCUGCCCGCUGCAGACGCAGUAAGGAGACGGAGGUGUUUUAUGAACUGGCCCACCAGCUGCCUUUGCCCCACAGCGUCAGCUCUCACCUGGACAAGGCUUCCAUCAUGAGGCUAACCAUCAGCUUCCUCCGCACACGCAAACUCCUCGCAUCAAGCUGCAGUGUCAGUGAAAGAGAAGCAGACAGACAGAUGGACAGUCUUUACCUGAAGUCACUGGAAGGCUUCGUCUCUGUGGUAACAUCAGACGGAGACAUGGUCUUCCUAUCAGAGAAUAUCAACAAAUUCAUGGGUCUUACACAGGUUGAACUGACUGGACACAGUAUCUUUGACUUCACUCAUCCCUGCGACCAUGACGAAAUCCGAGAGAACCUCACCCUCAAAACCGGUGUUGGCAAGAAAGGCAAAGAGCUGAGCACGGAGAGAGACUUCUUCAUGAGAAUGAAAUGCACAGUGACGAAUCGAGGGCGCACCGUCAACCUCAAAUCAGCCAGCUGGAAGGUCCUGCACUGUACGGGGCAUCUGAAGGUGUAUAACAGCUGCCCACCGCGUGUGCUAUGUGGCUUUAAAGAGCCGCCCCUAACCUGUGUGGUGAUGAUGUGUGAACCCAUCCCUCACCCCUCCAACAUCGACACACCGCUCGACUGCAAAACCUUCCUCAGCCGACACAGCAUGGACAUGAAGUUCACCUACUGCGACGACAGAGUGACUGAGUUGAUAGGCUACAGUCCUGAAGAUCUCCUGGGUCGCUCCGUGUACGAGUUCUACCACGCUCUCGACUCGGAAAGUGUCACCAAAAGCCACCAGAACUUAUGCACAAAAGGGCAGGCAGUGAGUGGUCAGUACCGGAUGUUGGCCAAGCAUGGGGGCUACGUUUGGAUGGAGACGCAGGGCACGGUCAUCUACAACAGCCGCAACUCGCAGCCACAGUGCAUUGUGUGCGUCAAUUAUGUGCUGAGUGACAUUGAGGAGAAGUCCACGGUCUUCUCCAUAGACCAGAACGAGUCUUGUUUCAAGACUCACCAUAUGAGCAGUUUCUUCAGCCAGGCCGGAUCUGCCAGGGCCAACGACACCGGCGGAGCUCUCUUCACCAAACUCAAAGAGGAGCCUGAGGAUCUAACCCACCUGGCACCCACACCCGGAGAUACCAUUAUUGCUCUUGACUUUGGUCGUCCUCCAUAUGAAGAUUACCCAGUAUGCAAAAAAGUGACUGCCGCUCACUCAGUUGAUGAGGGCCACAAACCAAGCUUUGCCAGAGACAGACCCAACAUGGCCGCCACCUUCUCCGUACCUCAGGCUCCACCUCCCAGCAGUGCCACUCCCAGCCUGAGCAGCUGCUCCACACCAAGCAGCCCAGGAGAUUACUACAGCUCAGUGGACAAUGACCUGAAGGUGGAGCUCACUGAGAAACUGUUUGCUCUGGACACACAGGAGACAAAGACCUCCUGCAGCCAAGAGACUGACCUAAGUGAUCUGGAUCUGGAAACGCUGGCUCCUUACAUCCCGAUGGAUGGCGAAGACUUCCAGCUGAAUCCCAUCUGCCCGGAGGACACUCCAUCAGAGGCUGCUGCUCUGGGGGCCUUUCAGCAGAGUUUCAGCAACAUUGCCAGCCUCUUCCAGCCCCUAAACUCUCCUACACCCGGCCACUUUCAGCCUAGCCUGUGCUCUGCAGAGGAGAAACAAAGGCCCAGUGGUGGCUCUGUGGACCCCUGGCCUGCCAUAGCGUACGGCGGCCCCAUACAACUCCCCCCCUACCAUGACCCAGCGAGUACACCUCUUUCUUCUAUGGGUGGGCGUCAGAAUCUGCAAUGGCCGCCUGACCCUCCGUUAAAUUAUGCGAACGCCAAAGCUAGCUUGAUAGACUCUUUGGCUACAAACCGGUCCUGCCAAGCUGUGCCAGUGAGUCGGAUGCCCCUCCACAAGCAAAGGUCUGUGGAGAAAUUUGGGCCUAGCGAGGCCUACAGAGACAUGAGCCCAGCUCGGCUCGCAAUAGCAAACAGCAUGAAGCGCUCAUUCUCACAGAUGACCAUGGGCGAAGCGUCUGCUACUAAGCCACCAGAGAUGAUAUGGAAGAGGAUGAGGAAUGAAAGCUGUGCCAUCUUGGACAGGAAGUCUCACAGCACCAGUGCCUUAUCAGAUAAAGGCAUGGUCCCACCGGGUGGCAUGGACCACCAGCACAGGAAAACCCUGUAUCCACGUAAUCAAAUAGGACUGGCAGAAAAGCUCUACCCAGAACAAUACUGCAACUACAGAGAAUACAACAUGCUACCCAGCACAAAAAUGGAAGGUGUAGCGAGCCGUCUCCUCGGGCCCUCCUUUGAGACGUACUGUCUGCCCGAGCUGACGCGUUACGACUGUGAGGUCAACGUCCCUCUGCAAGGCAACCUGCACCUGCUGCAGGGUAGUGACCUACUGCGGGCUUUGGAUCAGGCCACCUAGACUAGCCUUCACCCCUCCCAGUGCCAUUAACCCAGCUAUAUCAGUCACUCUACAGCGUCAUCUACCACAGGCCUGAUCAUCAUACCCACUGGCUAAUGCAUACGCUAUACCCCACCGUAUACAACAAGAACGUAGCUUUGAUUCUAUUUGUAUUGUCUUCAUCUUUAUAAAUUAUACACAGUGCUAUAUAUACAGUAUAAUAUAUUAUUUUUAGUUACAAAAAGCUCUUUCUUAAUGAGUUGAAUUUUUUUGUAUUAGUUUAUGUUCUGUUGCAGAGCUGUAUUGUCAUUGGCAUAUCUGUUUCUUCUUCACUUGUAAGCUCGUUUUCAGCGCGUUUCUCUCUUGUCUGCCUGUCAGGCAUUAAAAGCAGCAGCCUACUGUCUUGAAGAAAGAUGAUCUACUGUAAGAAUGUUAUUUGUUCUCUGACUUUUGUUUUUUGUUCCCCUCUAACUUUCCUACCUCUGACACCUUAAGCCUUUUACCUGUCAUAUUUAUGCAUGUUUUAGUGCCUUCUCUUUUCUGUUUGCACCAGUGUUGCACCUGUCUCCUCUUUUCAUCAGUUUCUCUCUCUUUCUCUCUCUCACUCUCUUUCUCUCUCUCUCUAGCCAUUGCCUUUUGUGUGGUGACCACUCUAUAUAUAUAUUUUUUUGUCAUUUUAGCUGUAAACACGAUAUUUAAAGGAAGAGGCUCUAAAGUUUCUACUAUAAAUUUCUCUAUAAAGUUAGAGUUGUAGCGCUCAAAUACCUGGGUACUUUGUCUUAUCUACUCAGUAGAUGUGGAUCGGAGUGCUGAUUUUAAGCGGUCUGUAGUGCUGGUAUCUGUUCGUUCCCUUCUAGUGGCAUUUUUUUUCCCCUGUAAUAUGCAAAAGCAUAUUAUAUUUUGUUGGCAGGCCAGUGCAGUUUUAUUCUUGCUCUAAUAAGAGAAACAGAAAAAAAACAUCCUAGUGAAGAGAUAUGUAGAAUAAAAAUGGUUCUGCUAUUGAGAUGUAGCAAAUUAGUUAUUUUUGAGAGUAACAUAUUAUAAUCGAAAUAAUCACUUUUAUCAUUUAUUAAAAGAUACGUACACGACCAGUUUGCGUUCAAAGAAACUGCCUUCAGUGUAUCCAGUUUUAACAGUAUUUCUAUACUUAGUAUACCAGCUGAGAUUGUCUAUAAAGUUGAAUCACUGUACAUUGAUGAUGACUUAAAGGGGAAUUCCACCAAUUUUUUUAAAAUGUCUGUGUAAUUAAAUGGUUAAGAUGUGAACAAAGUCAUUUACUGUGGUUUGAUGUUUAAUGCUCCAUUCUAGAGAAACUUACAGAGUUAGAAUUUUUCACAGUGGUGGUUAUAGGAACCAGAUAUCCGAAGAGUUUAAGAGGUAGCCUAUAUGCAGGGCAUUGUAAGGCAAAAAAGUCUGCAAAGAAAAUUCUUUUUUUCAGAUUUAGCACUAUUUCCCCAUUAUUAAUAUCAACAUGCCCUGGGGCGGCAGAUAAAAAUUUGACAUUUGGCUAAAUCUGGCACAUUUACAUUAUGAAAUAGUGAUGCUGAUUAAUGUAUAUUGUUCCAUUAAAUAAACCAAAAAGUAUUUAUUAUUAACGUUACAUAAAAUAACUCUAGUAAAUAGAAAACUAGUAAAUAAAUUGGCUAUUUUUGCAUUAUAGACAAAUCAAUCUGUAUAACUUUGUUUACCUCACACCUUUGAAUUACAGAGAUUUUUUUAAAUAUCAAUCGAAUUCCCCUUUAAUGUCUAAAUGGUCAGUUCAUCACUGAUGUUUUAACCAUGCCCUUCAUAUGCACAGAUGUAAAUGUUGGCUAUCUAAUCCGCUCUUUACACACACACACACACACACACACACACACACACACACACACACACACACACACACACACACACACACACACGCGCUCAUGAAAAUGUAUCCUUGUUGCUAAUCCUUUACUUGUCUGAUGCUAACCCCAUGAAGAUGAAACGGCUGAGAUCCAGUCAGGGUCUGAAAGGGUGAAGUUAGGCUUUUGUGCACAGUCCAGUCCCAGCCUGACAUUAAACUGGAGAUGUGCUGCUUUGUGAUGGCUUAAGUAUCUGAAAUGCGCUUGUCAGACAGUGUGGGCACACAAGAGUGAGCAAGACCAACUUAAUGGAAAGUGGGUCCCUUUUUUGCUCAGGUAAUUCUGCCAUUAUCUGCCAUUUAUGGAUUGUAAUUUGUUCAAAAAGAACAUUACGGAAGGCUGCAGCUGAUAACGUGAGUCAACUGCACGCUGAAAGAAGUGAUGCAUUCAAAUGUGUACAUUAUUUCUAUUUCUAAAAAAAUCACAUCAACACCAACAUUAAAAUUAUAAAUAUAUUUUAAAUUUACUUACUUGUAUCAUUAAUUGUGUUGAUGUAAUAUAUUUUAUUAUGUGAAAAUGAUGUACAACACAUUUGUUUAUCAUUUUGAUAAGACAUGAGAUAUUUCCCCUCUAAACAGUGACUCGCUUGACCACAGUCUGACUGUUACAGCGCUAGAGGCUGUAGUGUUUAAUUACGGCUAAGGUGCUGAUUACCAGUGGAGGGUUGGCAGAUUGUUACUGGCUGAGUGCCAGUGGAUGACCUCUUACCUGAAGGCUACAAAUCCUAACAUCUUUCUAAAAUAUACUGUUCAUCCGCCGCAUAUGUAGCUUAUGGUCAGUUACCACAGACAAAUUUCCCUGUAUUUAGUAAAAAAACAGAAAAUCUGUUAACGUGAAACCCACUUAUAUUAGAAGCCAAUGGGCAGGUGCUGAAGUGAGCUUCAAGUUAAUGGGUUUUCUGUUCAUUUACUAAGUUAAGGGAAGGUGUUGUCUGCAGUGAUCGAUGGUUCAAUAGAGAUUAGGUUGACAAAUGCUGGAGUGUUCCUUUAAAGGGCCUGCAUCCUACAUUUCUCUGGUGACAUUUCAUUUUGAGUGGUCCUUUUUAGAUGAAACUAAUACUCAACAGACUAAUGGAAGUAACAUAUUAACAAUACAUCUACUCAAUGUAAGUAAUGUAUCAACAGAACAUCUACAAGAUAUUUACUUCCAUGUAUUUAGAUGCUGCGCUACUGCUACUUCACUGAUAUGUUGUUGAUGUAUUACAGAUACUCUGUUAAGUGUUUAUUAAUCGUCUACAAAGGACUACUACAAAUAAAGUGUUACCAUUUCUCUUAUUUCUCUCGCUAAGGUCAACUUAUGACCUUAUGUUUGUGUAAUAUGUACCAAAAACAGUUUAACGUGAUCAUUUUCCAGCCUCUGUUUAUUAGAAUUCAGCAGUUUUUAUAAUAUCAGCCGUUUUUGUAAUAGCGCCAUUAAAACUGAUAUAUGUGAAUCACCCCUGUUCUGAUUGGCUGCCCAAUCUUGUGCCUUGUUCAAAAAGUGCUCCAGGUUAAAACACUCUUUAUAGCUUCAGUGUGAAAGGGCGGGGUUGUAGGCCGAAUAUGAGGAUAUAUGUAAAUGCACAGUUUUUGUCACAUUACAAAAACAAUGAUUUCAAAACAAGCUGUUUUUUUGGCUUAGUUUUCAUAUAUGGACUGUAUGGACUGGGGAGUGAUAUGUUUUGAUGUUUUCAUCAUUUAUGUAUUUUAAAAUGCAAGGAAAAUUUGGUUUUCCAUUGUAUGGGCCCUUUAAAGAUUCCCCCCUCUUAUCUGAUGCAGUGUAGUUGCUGAAAAGACACAAUAUCAGGCCAAUGGGAGAUAGAUGGAGAGAGAAGUAAUUUCCCUACAGUGAGUGAUAGAGAGGGAGCUGCUCAGCCUGCCCACUGAAGCAGAUUUCUCUUCAAACUUCUCACUCUAUCUCUGUCCCCGUGCUGUGAAAUGACAAAUUUAUUUAUGAAGUGCUCCAACAGGAUUAGGAGUGAAUAGAGCAGAAUAGCUGAAAAACACCAGCAUUAGUGUUUCAGCAGAUAUUAGACAUUAGUGAUACCGCUAGAGUUUAAGGUGUCGCUACACACCUGCCCAUGUAGUGUCUGUUGUAACACAAAACUAUUCAGAAAGAAAUAUUCAGAAUCAGAAAACACUUCAUUCUACAGAGCAUUAUGUGAUCUGUAAAGAUGCACAAGUGUGGCCAAAGUAUAGCAGUAACACAAACCUGUCCGAUACUCUUGAGCCCCAAGUUUAUUUGAGAGUCGUGUAUUCGCAUGUGAGGAGAGCAGCGGUAAGUCCAGUCAUUCAACUAUGGAGGCUACUCACCAGUAACUCUAGAUACAGUGAUGCACGAAGGGCAAAAAUAACCUGUACAUUACAUUUUAACGUUUGUCAUCUGUAUUAACAUGUGUGACCUGUUUCAACUUUAAAGACAAUAUCAGCAAACCUUUGAAUAUGUCAUUUCCUUGGACAGUCUGCCUUUAUCCAAUUAAAGUUUUGGAUCGGUUAGUCAAUCCUGUAUUUUCAUAUGCUAAAUUAAUAUUGACAUUAUUAUGAUAUAUUAUUAUUGUUGACAUUACUGUAUGGGAAAUUUUACCCAAUAAGAAGUUGUAUCUCUGCACUGAUAUCUUAUUAAAGCAUAUUGAUCUUCA